AUGGCUUCUCUCGCCUCGGGACUUUUCAAGUCCCUUCCAAAGCCCCAGUACAGUGGUGAGGAAGAGGAGGUGCCCCAGCAUGCGCAACAGCGUGGUGCGCGUGUGGUGGGUGACAACCAGCUCGACGAAACACAGAUCGUUCUUCAGGUGAGUCUGUCUCUUUGGUCUAAUAUGAACCAGAAGCUCAUCAAGUGUUUUCUGCAAAUACAGAAAACCGGACCCCCGCCUUACGGAAACCGCGCAGGAUGGCGACCCCGAGCCCCCGAAGAUUUUGGCGAUGGCGGCGCGUUCCCCGAGAUCUUAGUCGCACAGUACCCUCUUGAUAUGGGCCGGAAAGGAACCUCGUCAAAAUCGAAUGCACUUGCGACCCAGGUCGACGCGGAAGGCAAGAUUAAGUUCGAUGCGAUCGCGCGCCGUGGACACGGCGACAACCAUAUUGUCCAUGCCUCAUUCAAAGAUCUGAUCCCGCUCCGGCAGCGAGUGGAUAUGGGAGAAGUCUCACUGGACCGACCUUCGGAGGAGGAAGUUGCGGCUCAGAUGGAAAAGACAAAAAAUGCACUGGCUGGUUUGGUGGAAGGAGCUGUUGCGGCCCAGAAGCCGAAGAACGUCAAGGGCGGACGCCGAAACGAGCCCACCUUCGUGCGAUACACUCCUGCCAACCAAAUGGGCAAUAACGACAAGAAGAACGACCGAAUUAUGAAGAUCGUGGACCGACAGCAGGAUCCCAUGGAGCCACCCAAGUUCAAGCACAAGAAGAUCCCCCGUGGCCCGCCAUCCCCUCCACCCCCGGUUAUGCACUCGCCGCCGAGAAAGCUCACAGCCGAAGACCAAGAAGCAUGGAAGAUUCCCCCACCGGUAUCGAACUGGAAGAACCCGAAGGGUUAUACCGUUCCCUUGGACAAGCGCCUGGCAGCCGAUGGCCGUGGAUUACAGGAUGUCACUAUCAACGACAAGUUCGCUCAAUUUGCCGAGGCAUUGUUCACAGCAGAUCGUCACGCUCGUGAGGAGGUGCAGCUGCGCGCCUCAAUGCAGCAGAAGCUUGCCGAGAAGGAGAAGGAAGAGAAGGAAGAGCAUCUCAGACAGCUGGCUCAAAAGGCACGCCUGGAGCGUGCCGGCCCCAGCCAGCGCCGGACGUCAGAUGCGCGGUCCCGCUCCCGUUCUCGCUCCCGCAGCGCCAGCCGAACUGCAUCACCGUAUUCUUCACGAUCUGCCACCCCCGACGAGGAAGAGCAAGCUGCUCGUGCCCGCGAGCAGCAGCGCCGUGAGCGCCGCCAAGAGAAUGAGCGACAGCUCCGCCAGUCUCGGAUGGGCACUGAGCGCCGUAUCCAGGCUAUGGCUCGCGAGCAGAAUCGCGAUAUCUCUGAGAAGGUGGCUCUUGGAUUAGCAAAGCCGACUCAAAGCUCUGAAUCUAUGUGGGAUUCGCGUUUGUUCAACCAGAGCAGCGGUAUGAAUGCAGGAUUCAACGAAGACAACCCUUACGACAAGCCGCUGUUUGCUGCGCAGGACGCCAUCAACAGCAUCUACCGCCCUCGGGCACAGGCCGACGCCGAUGAUGAGGACGCAGGUGAAGGCGAGAUGAGCAAGAUCCAGAAGACCAACCGCUUCGAGGUCCUGGGUCGCGCCAAGGAGGGCUUCCGCGGUGCGGCUGAUGCCGAGGAGCGCCAGGGCCCUGUGCAAUUCGAGAAAGACUCUACCGAUCCGUUUGGCAUCGACAGUAUGAUUGCCGACGUCACGGCUGGUCAGAAGCGCUACGGUAUGCAAGAGGCCGAUUCAGACGAUCGGGGCUCGAAGCGCGCGCGGGUUGAUGACGAUGCUUAA
Molecule: messenger RNA, 1818 nt
Organism: Penicillium argentinense
Lineage: Eukaryota; Fungi; Ascomycota; Eurotiomycetes; Eurotiales; Aspergillaceae
Product: SKIP/SNW domain-containing protein
Exons: 1
Coding region: 1-1818 (605 amino acids)
Biological process (GO): mRNA splicing, via spliceosome
Cellular component (GO): spliceosomal complex
Source: RefSeq, a predicted model, not a curated record